Molecule: messenger RNA, 1125 nt
Organism: Gloeophyllum trabeum ATCC 11539
Lineage: Eukaryota; Fungi; Basidiomycota; Agaricomycetes; Gloeophyllales; Gloeophyllaceae
Product: DUF1295-domain-containing protein
Exons: 8
Coding region: 1-852 (283 amino acids)
Biological process (GO): lipid metabolic process
Cellular component (GO): membrane
Molecular function (GO): oxidoreductase activity, acting on the CH-CH group of donors
Source: RefSeq, a predicted model, not a curated record
AUGCCAGGAGUCUUUUCCAGGUUGGUGCCCAGCAUUUUCAGUGCCUUUGGGUUGCAGGCCGUUCUGGCCGCGAUAUUCGUCCCACAGGCAAACGAAAAGUACUAUGACCUCGGCGGCUCCUUGGGUUUUCUCUCCACAACCUUCGUUUCGCUCUACUACCCAUCCUUCAAGGCAAAGUACUGGGACGGCCUCCCAGUCUCCCUGCCCAGCUUCGCCCCGAGACAGUUGCUCGUCACGGCCGCGCUGGGCAUAUGGACUAUCAGACUUGGCAGCUUCCUGGCGCAGAGAGCUAUCAAAGCCGCAGGAGACUCGCGCUUCGACGCGGUGAAGCACAAGCCCGCCACUUUCACCGCAUUCUGGAUGGCUCAAGCUACAUGGGUCCUCCUGGUCGGCCUACCCGUCUACAUGGUCAACACCCUCCCCGCCUCCGCCCACCCGCCGCUCUCCCCCCGGGACUACGCAGCACUCGCCCUCUUCGCCGGCUCCCUCCUCUUCGAAGCCGUCGCGGACCGCCAAAAGUCCGCCUGGAGGCACGCGAGAGAUAACAAGCAGCACGACAAGAAAUUCAUCACCAGCGGGCUCUGGAGCAUCAGUCGGCACCCAAACUACGUCGGCGAAGUCGGGAUAUGGACAGGCAUCGCCGCCCUGUCCACCGCGUCCCUCCAGAGCCCGUACUUUCCCCGCGGCGCCAUCGCCCUGGCUGCGCUCAGCCCGCUCACGACAUACUUCCUGCUGCGGAAGGUUUCUGGCGUCCCGCCUUUGGAGAAAGCGGGGGAUAAGAAGUACGGCGGUGACCCCAGGUGGCAGGAGUAUAAGAGGUUAGUGGUUGAGUUUGCAACGUUCGCGGUCUGAUGUUUUGUGCCUAGGAGCGUACCUGUCUUCUUCCCGUGGGGUCCCAAGGAAUGAGGUACCGGUUAAUGUCCGCGGGAAGUUGUAUUGUGUCCCUUUAACGAGGUAACCCUACCGUGAAAAUAUUGCAGGCCGGGAUAAGUGCGAGGCAGUGCGUAGCAUGGGCUUGGGCGUUUCUCGUACGGAUUGCACCCGCGGUUAACAAUGUAUGGAGCCUCCAAGGCGGUAGUAAUGCACACGAGCGAUGUACACCAUUUCUCUCUCCUUCGAUCAACG